CUGACUAAGAGAAUUUUCACAUGGAAAUUAAUAAAGUUUCUGAACUAAUUAAUCAAGAGAUAUAUUCCAUAUAUAGACAGAAAGGAAACAACAUUAAAUAAUAGCGAUCAAUACCGCCAUUGACGUCAUAAAACUCACAAGUAAGUACUACAAAUUGCAACACAUAAGUUGGAGCAAUUUUACAUUUAAGUCACGCACAAGGCUCUACUGAUUUCUAAAUAAACGUCGGGUGUCGGGCUAUCACCCGCAUAUCUUGUACAUCGACACAGUAUUCGGUAGAGCAAGCGGUUCAGUUGCGCGCGCGCGCCGCGUGAAGCCUCCCGAGUCACAGCGCACCGCGCACGCGCAGUGCUCGCCACGCUCGCGCGCACGACGCCCGCGUCCGCCUCGCAUCAUAACCCGCGCACCACAACUCACUAUCAAUGUGACCUUGCUCAAAAAUGUCGUUACCCUGUCGUCCAAACAUUGGGAGGCAGUACGCGAAGUGAUAUUUCAUAAUAAUGCCGGAGUGCACGGAACAGUUCUCGUUCACUAUUCCUAUUAUACGUUAUACCAUGGACGCCGAGGACAGACCGACUGAUGCGGAGAGGCAGCAGCUCACCAAGAAAAUGUCGCUGCUGACCCCCGUCAAGAUAGAGACUCCUGACGGUGGCAGAAGUGGAAGGAGGUCAUCUGAACCUACCAAGUAUUAUAUACCGCCCCAGUGUAACAAUAGACUAUCGCCUCGUAGUGCGCGUAAACGAGACACGAGGAGAAAUUCCAAGAUGGGUGUCUGUAAAGAUGACUCUCCUCCAAAGGACAAUCUUGGACCCAAACCGUGUAAUUGUGAGGACUGCAGGGCUUCGAGUCCUUUGCCACCAGGAUACGGCCCGCAGACCAUGUCACCUGGUUACGACCAGAUGAAGAUGUCCUUGUUGGCUGUGCCGUGGACAGAGGAUUACACUGAGGCUUCGAGUGAUGAUCUCAGUUCAGAAUGGGAUUCGGAUGUUCCUGAGCCGGCACCUCCUAAGCAAUCGGAAAGAUGGCGUAAGCUCCGCAACAUAGUUCAAUGGACGCCGUUCUUCCAAACCUACAAGAAGCAGCGAUAUCCCUGGAUCCAGCUUGCUGGUCACCAAGGAAACUUCAAAGCGGGACCUGACCAAGGAACCAUCCUGAAGAAACUUUGUCCACAAGAGGAGAGGUGCUUUCAGAUGCUGAUGAAAGACGUACUAAGGCCAUAUGUACCUGAAUACAAGGGACAAGUCACAUGUGAAGAUGGAGAAUUGUAUUUACAACUACAAGACUUGCUGAGCGAUUUCGACAGUCCCUGUGUUAUGGACUGCAAAAUCGGAGUCAGAACCUAUUUGGAAGAAGAACUUGCGAAAGCUAAGGAGAAGACUAAGCUAAGAAAAGAUAUGUAUGAAAAGAUGAUCCAGAUAGACCCUAAAGCGCCAACGGAGGAAGAGCACAGGAGUAAGGGCGUCACGAAGCCAAGGUAUAUGAUCUGGAGGGAGACCAUCAGCUCUACUGCGACCCUGGGCUUCAGGAUCGAUGGAGUCAAGAAGGCUGACGGCACCAGCUCCAAAGACUUCAAGACUACGAAGUCUAGAGAACAAAUUGCAGAAGCUUUCAAAGAAUUUACGAGCAAUUGUCCUAAUGCUGCGCCCAGAUACUUAGAACGGCUGAAGAACAUCAGAGAUACCCUCAAAGAGUCACCGUUCUUCAGAAGCCACGAACUCAUCGGCAGCUCCUUACUCUUCGUCCACGACAAGAGGCGUGCCUCCGUAUGGAUGAUCGACUUCGCAAAAACCGUCCCCGUCCCAGACAAUGUCAAUAUUGACCACGACUCAGUCUGGAAAGUCGGCAACCACGAGGACGGCUAUCUCAUCGGCCUUAACAAUCUCAUCUCCAUCUUCGAAUCCCUCAUCAAAGACGACAAUGGCAACAUAGACCAGUGCUAUUCCAACGUCACUUUAGAAAAAAACGUUCGAAAAGAUAGCUUAGAUACUUGAAGUAUCACAAUUUUGAUACCUGAGAGAAAUCUCAUGAGAAUUGACUGUGCACAGUGAUGUUGUACUGUUAUGCAUUUUCAGUAGUUGCACUGAACUGUACAGAUCUGGCUUGUUUAUGCGAAGCUGAACUUGGCUAAGUUGGCAGGUUGCAGUAGAGACGUUUUCAUUAACGUGAGGAUCGAUGGCACUGAGCAGGCUCUAGUUGAGCAUCGCAAAAACAUGUCAAAUGACGCGAUAACUUUUAUCGUAACCAUUCACGACUACGUACCUAUACAUGUAAUAUUUCUUGUAAAUAAUCCAUAGUAUUACGUAUAAUUAUAUCUUAUUGUUAAGUUUAAAAUACUCAUGUUAGUUUUAGGUUUGGGCACCACCAAUAGUGUUAAUGUUUCUGUUUCAGUAAUCGAUACCUGUAUAUAUUUUAUGUAUUUAAGUUUUAUUGAGUACCUAUUUUGCUAAUUUAAACAGAUUUUGAUCAAAUGUAUGAACAAUUUUUUAUUUUCAUUGGUAAUAUUGUCUAACAAUUUAGUAUGAAAAUAAAUUCUUUUGAAAUGUCAACUGUAUAUAAAAUCAGAUUUAUUUUUUUAUUGAGUAACAGUUAUACUGAAAUCAUAAAUAGGUAUUUAUUUGUUUUUAAGUACACUAUAUUAGUGUAAUGACUAGACUUCGUUUAGUCUUUAUAGAAAUAUAAGUCUAAAUCAAUCAGCAGGUACUAAAUAAAAAUAUCUUGUCAACUA
Trichoplusia ni (cabbage looper) is the source of this 2725-nucleotide messenger RNA. RefSeq names its product inositol-trisphosphate 3-kinase B (gene IP3K2). The transcript is spliced from 6 exons. Bases 501 to 1991 code for a protein of 496 amino acids. Gene Ontology annotation, molecular function: inositol tetrakisphosphate kinase activity; inositol-1,4,5-trisphosphate 3-kinase activity. NCBI's taxonomy places the organism in Eukaryota, Metazoa, Arthropoda, Insecta, Lepidoptera, Noctuidae. Gene Ontology annotation, cellular component: nucleus; cytoplasm. Gene Ontology annotation, biological process: inositol phosphate biosynthetic process. The record is from RefSeq and is a predicted model, not a curated record.